Molecule: messenger RNA, 2827 nt
Organism: Gymnodraco acuticeps
Lineage: Eukaryota; Metazoa; Chordata; Actinopteri; Perciformes; Bathydraconidae
Product: solute carrier family 22 member 2-like
Exons: 12
Coding region: 141-1934 (597 amino acids)
Biological process (GO): transmembrane transport
Cellular component (GO): membrane
Source: RefSeq, a predicted model, not a curated record
CACUUGACCUGCCGUGACUCGGGGGGAAAAGACGCUAACUAGCUCAUCAUAGUUAGCCAUCACCAUGUCGAAACUAACCAAGCUAUCUGGCGCCCAGGGGAGAGAAGAACAUAAAAGACGAGGAGAAACGGGACAAAGCCAUGACCACUUUUGACGACAUCUUGGAGGAAGUGGGGACGUUUGGCCGCUGUCAGAAGCGGAUCUUCGCCCUGUUUUGCUUGGUGUCCAUGCCCUGGGCCGGGGUCUACGUGGGCAUCGUCUUCCAGGGAUUCACCCCGGAUCACUGGUGCAGAGACCCCGCGGUGGUGGAGAGGAGGCAGACGUGUGGAUGGAGCCUGACGGAGGCUCGCAGGCUGACGGUGUCUCAGGGGAACAGAUCUGAGAGCAGCUGUGAGCGGUACGAGGUGGACUGGAACUCCACGGCUCUCAGCUGUGAUUCAGGGGAGCUGGCCCUCAGCAGAAUCCCAACAACGGCUGCCUGCAAGGACGGCUGGGAGUACGACUACGAGGGGAGACAGUCCUUUGUUACUGAGUUUGACCUGGUGUGUGCAGAUGGAUGGUUGGUGGAUUUGUACCAGGCUUCGCUCAACGUGGGCUUCCUGGUGGGGAGCAUCGCCAUCGGCUACCUGGCGGACAGGUUCGGCAGGAAGAUCAGCUUCCUGAUGUCCAACGUGCUGAACGCGGUCACGGGGAUCAUGGUGGCCAUGGCUCCGAACUACGUGGCGUUACUGGUCUUCAGGACGCUGUGCGGCUUCGGAGUGAAAGGAGGCUGGGUGGCCGGAUACGUGCUGCUCACGGAGCUGGUGGGGGUGGAGUACAGACGCACAGUGGGGGUCCUGUACCAGAUGUUCUUCAGCGUCGGCAUCCUCAUCCUCCCUCUGCUCGCAUACUUAAUCUCUGACUGGCGCUGGCUGCAGGUCGCCAUCACCGCCCCUUACUUCAUCUUCCUCUCAUACUACUGGUUUAUCCCAGAGUCUCCCCGAUGGCUUCUCUCUCAGAAACAGAAUGCCAAAGCUGUGAAGAUCACGCAGGCCAUGGCCAAAGAGAACAAGAAGACGCUGUCCAAGAACAUCGAGACUCUGACGGAUGAUAACGCACAAUCCCGCACCGCCUCCUUCAUGGACCUGAUCAGAACUCCAAACAUGAGAAAAAACACUCUCAUCCUCAGCUUCAACUGGUUCACCAGUGCUGUGGUGUACCAGGGUCUGAUCAUGAGGCUGGGGAUUCUGGGAGGAAACGUCUACAUCGACUUCCUGAUCUCCGGCCUGGUGGAGUUCCCCGCUGCCUUCCUCAUCCUCUUCACCAUCGAACGCAUCGGCAGACGCAUCCCCUUCGCCUCCGCCAACAUCAUGGCUGGAGCCGCUUGUUUGAUCACCGCCUUCAUCCCUGACAGCAUGUUCUGGUUCAAGACGGUGGCGGCCUGCAUCGGUCGGCUGGGGAUCACCAUGGCCUUUCAGAUGGUGGUGUUUGUGAACACUGAGCUCUACCCAACGUUUGUCAGGAACUUUGGAGUGUCUGUUUGCUCGACUCUGUGUGACGUCGGAGGCAUCGUGGCUCCCUUCCUGCUCUACAGGCUGGCCGUCAUCUGGCUGGAGCUGCCUCUCAUCAUCUUCGGGUGUCUUGCCUUCGUGGCGGGGGGUCUGGUUUUGCUGCUUCCUGAGACCAGAGGCAUGCCGCUGCCCGACACCAUCGACGACAUCGAGCACCCCGAGAGGAGGAUGGAGAAAGCCAUCCUGAGGAACCCAGCAGCGGACCAACCUGCUUCCCACUGUAAACAUAUGCAACAACAAAGAAACAGCUAUGGUUUAACUGCGACUGACAGAAGUAUUUUUUUUUUAUACUCUUUUUUGGAUUUCACUGCUGUGUCAAAGUUUCCUCUGAAUAUUCUUACACACAGACGAUUUAAGCCUCAGGGACGAGUGACGUUGGAUUGAAGUGUGUGAAGAGAGACGUUAAUCAUGUUAUUAUAAUUAUUAUCAUUAUUAUUAUUAUUAGGGGCGACUGUGGUUUAGUGUGAUGAUCACAGGUUCAAUCAACAUGUUGUUGUGUCCUUGAGCAAGGCACUUCACCCUAAAAGCUCCUGCGGGUAUUAGUGUUGCACGGUGUACCGAUACUUGAAAGGUACCGCGAUACCCUGCCGUUAAAAACGGUACGAUUCCUCCGUUUCAUUAGUAUCGGUACUUUAAGAAUGACGGGGGAAAGUACUCCGGUGAGAAAGCGCCGUUUUAAUAAGAGCCGUGUGUGUUCAGCGCUCUGCUUCCACUCCCUGCACUGCAGCCGUGCCUGCAGUCCCGCCCCUCUCAAGCACGCUCUAAGUGCCUCCCCUCUCUCAAGCACUCUCUCAAGCACGCUCUAAGUCCCUCUGCCAGAGCAUGUGAGAAAACGAGAAGCAUGGCUGCAAGUGGGAGUGCAGCUGCCGCUGCGUCUCGGCUUGUUGUCACAAAAGACGCCAGAAGCUAAAUUUGGAAGUAUUUGAGCUAUAUCUCUGACAGUGAGGGCAAGCCUACGGACACCACGAGGCCCGUCUGUGAGACAUGUUUUAGAUCCCUGCAAACCAAGGGAGCCAACACAUCAGACUUCGCUAAGCACCCGCAGACCGGAAUCCAGAGCUGUUUAAAGAAUUUAAAGACAGACAGGUUAGCGAAUGUGAUAGAUAACAUAAUUACAUCAUGCUCAAGCCCAUGCCUUCAAACAAGUGUAAUUUAUUUUGUGACAAACGAACGUUUUCGUAGUUUGACGAGGCAAUUCAUGGCAAUGAUAACUGUCUAAUAUGGCUAUCUUUUUAGCUAACUUACCAAUGUGGCUAACAUCUGCAAUAUACAUUUUG